Sphenostylis stenocarpa is the source of this 1374-nucleotide messenger RNA. NCBI's taxonomy places the organism in Eukaryota, Viridiplantae, Streptophyta, Magnoliopsida, Fabales, Fabaceae. The record is from the annotation of a GenBank genome assembly.
AUGUUGGGAGUUGAGGAGGUGCAAUAUCUUAUGUUGGAAGGUGAGGAGUAUCUUAUGUUCGAAAAGGAGAUGGUGCAAUAUGGGUUGAGGAGGUGCAAUAUGUUUGGAGUUGAGAAGUGGAGGAGGUGUAAUAUGUUGGGAGUGGAGGAGAUGCAAUAUGUAUGGAUUGUAGGAGGCCCAAUAUCUUGGGUGUGGAGGAGGUGCAAUAUGUUAGGAGGUGAGAGGAGGUGCAAUAUGUUGGAAGUGGAGGAAGUGCAAUAUCUUGGGUCGGGAGGAGGUGCAAUGUGUUGGGAGGUGAAGAGGUGCAAUAUGAGCGAAGAUGAUGCAAUAUGUUGGGAGGUGAGGAGGUGCAAUAUCUUAUGUUGGAAGGGAGGUGAUGAGGAGGGAGUUGAGGAGGUGCAAUAUGUUGGGAGUGAAGGAGGAGGUGCAAUAUGUUGGGAGUUGAGGAGGCGUAAUAUGUUGGGAGUUGAGGAUGUGCAAUAUCUUAUGUUGGGAUGUGAGGAGGUGAAAUAUCUUAUGUUAGGAGAGUUGGGAAAUGCAAUAUGUUGGGAGGGGAGGUGGUGCAAUAUCUUGGGUCGAGAGGAUGUGAAAUAUAUUAUGUUGGGAGGGGAGAUGGUGCAAUAUGAGGUGCAAUAUGUUGGAGGGGAAGUGGUGCAAUAUAUUGUGAGGGGAGGUGGUGCAAUAUCUUGGGUUGGCAGGAGGUGCAAUAUCAUGGGUCGGGAAGAGGUAAAGUUGAGGAGUUGCAAUAUGUUGGGAGUUAAGGAGGUGCAAUAUCUUAUGUUGGGAGGUGAGGAGGAGUUGAGGAGGUGCAAUAUGUUGGGAUUUGAGGGAUGCAAUAUCUUGAGAGUUGAGGAGGUGCAAUAUGUUGGGAGGUGGUGCAUUAUCUAUGUUGGGAGGGGAGGUGGUGCAAUAUCUAUGUUAGGAGGGGAGGAGAGGUGCAAUAUUUUUGUUGGGAGGGUAGGAGAGGUGCAAUAUCUAUGUCGGGAGGGGUGGAGAGGUGCAAUAUUUAUGUCAGGAAAGGAAAAGUGGUGCAAUAUCUAUGUCAGGAGGGGAGGAAGUUCAAUAUCUAUGUCGGGAGGGGAUGAGGUACAAUAUCUAUGUCAGGAGGGGAAGAGGUGCAAUAUGUAUGUCAAGAGGGGAAGAGGUGUAAUAUGUAUGUCAGGAAGAGGUGCAAUAUCUAUGUCGGGAGAGGAGGAGAGGUUCAAUAUCUAUGUCUGGAGGGGAGUAGGUGCAAUAUCUAUGUCGGGAGGGGAGGAUAGGUGCAAUACCUAUGUUGGGAGGGGAGGAGGUGCAAUAUGUAUGUUCGGAGGGGAAGAGGUGCAAUAUGUUGGGAGGAUGUGUAAUAUAUAUGUUGGGAGAGGAGGAGAGGUGUAA